CCGCUUCCCCGGGGCCGCGGCCGAGGAUGCUCCGUCUGCCGGCGGCGGCGGCGGCGGCGGGGGGGGAGCGCGUUCCCGGCGGCGGGGGCUGAGCCAGCGGCGGGGAACCGAGCCCCGGCCCUGCCCGGGACACUUAGCGGGGAGGAAGAAGAAGAGGAGGAGGAGGAAGAAGAAGAAGAAGAGGCCGCCCACGGCCUCGGCCCCGCCAUGCCGGGCCCCACCGGGGAGCGUGGCCCGGCGGCAGCGGUUCCCCGGGGGCUGUGAACGACCCGGGGCCGGCGGAAGGUGGCGGGGGGGGGGGGGACGCCCCGGAGCGGCAUGGCCAGCCCCGUCCCCCCCGCCGCUGCCGCCGCCGGGAUUUAGCCGGUGCCUCCUGGAUGCUUUCGUCUCCCGUUGCCACUUCGGGCGGGCAUGUGCGCGGGGGAGACGGGCCGCCCCCAGCGGACCCCCCCAGCGCCCUGACUCCCCGGUGAGGGGCUCCGCCGCCGGCCCCGUCCCGCCACCGGCCCCGGAGGACGGCGGAGAGUCCGCCCGCCCGCCCCGGCCCCGCUGGCCGGUGGGUGCCGGGCGGGGGGCGGCGGGGACCGGUUAACUUGGUUUUAGCCUACCCCGGUACCGGCUGGGGAACCCCCCCACCCCCCCUUCCGGAGGAGAUUUGGGUUUAAACUUUGGCUUUUUGGGAAGCCCCGAAGAUGCCUUUCCACCCGGUGACGGCGGCUUUGAUGUACCGGGGGAUCUACACCAUCCCCAACAUCCUCGCCGAGCAGCACCCCGUGGAGAUCCCCGAGGACGAGCUGGAGGAGAUCCGUGAAGCCUUCAAGGUGUUCGACCGGGAUGGCAAUGGCUUCAUCUCCAAGCAGGAGCUGGGCACGGCCAUGCGCUCCCUGGGUUACAUGCCCAACGAGGUGGAGCUGGAAGUCAUCAUCCAGCGCCUCGACAUGGACGGCGAUGGGCAAGUGGACUUUGAGGAGUUUGUGACGUUACUGGGGCCCAAGUUGUCCACCUCGGGCAUCCCGGAGAAGUUCCACGGCACAGACUUCGACACCGUCUUCUGGAAGUGCGACAUGCAGAAGCUGACGGUGGACGAGCUGAAGCGGCUGCUGUACGACACCUUCUGCGAGCACCUCUCCAUGAAGGACAUCGAGAACAUCAUCAUGACGGAGGAGGAGAGCCACAUGGGCACGGCCGAGGAAUGCCCCGUCGACGUAGAGACCUGCUCCAGCCAGCAGAUCCGGCAGACCUGCGUGCGGAAGAGCCUCAUCUGCGCCUUCGCCAUCGCCUUCAUCAUCAGCGUGAUGCUCAUCGCCGCCAACCAGGUGCUGCGUAGCGGCAUGAAGUAGCGGGACCACCCCGAGCGCCUGCCGCCGGCCACCGACGGGGAGCCACACGUAUAGCGAGGAGUAGAGAGAUAUAUAAAUAUAUAUCCAUAUUCAAAUCAGACACGCAAAACCCCCCCCCCGGGAGGGGGGCAAACCCGAGGAGGGGGAAGACCCGUGCCGGGUCCCCGCUGUCCCGGUGCGAUGCGAUCGCAUGGCUGUUUGCAGAACAUGGAAACUUUGAU
Molecule: messenger RNA, 1561 nt
Organism: Harpia harpyja (harpy eagle)
Lineage: Eukaryota; Metazoa; Chordata; Aves; Accipitriformes; Accipitridae
Gene: CABP7
Product: calcium binding protein 7
Exons: 5
Coding region: 693-1340 (215 amino acids)
Molecular function (GO): calcium ion binding
Source: RefSeq, a predicted model, not a curated record